Messenger RNA from Gymnodraco acuticeps, 1322 nucleotides. It is a transcript of the gene eef1e1, whose product is annotated as eukaryotic translation elongation factor 1 epsilon 1. NCBI's taxonomy places the organism in Eukaryota, Metazoa, Chordata, Actinopteri, Perciformes, Bathydraconidae. The transcript has 4 exons. The coding region runs from base 25 to 546 and encodes 173 amino acids. Gene Ontology annotation, cellular component: nucleus; aminoacyl-tRNA synthetase multienzyme complex; cytoplasm. Gene Ontology annotation, biological process: positive regulation of DNA damage response, signal transduction by p53 class mediator. The record is from RefSeq and is a predicted model, not a curated record.
ACUGCCCCUCCGACAGUCAGAAACAUGGCGUUACGGGAGCUAUCAUCGCUGGAGAAAUAUUUAGGAUUGAAAAAGCCGAACAAGUACAGCACACAGGGGGACAAAAAGGUGCCUGUGCUACAGAAUAACAAUGGUCCUCCGCUGGUAGGGCUGGGGACCAUCGCCUCUCACCUGGUGAAGGAGGCCAAGCGCCCAAACCUGCUGGGAGACUCUGCAGAGAGCAGGGCUGUGGUGCAGCAGUGGCUGGAGUACAGGGUCACCAAGCUGGAUGGAUGCACGAAGGAAGACACGAAGGCCAUCCUGAAGGACCUCAACCUCUACCUGCAAGACAAGGUCUACAUGGCGGGCAACCAGUUCACCUUAGCGGACACUUUCAUGUACUUUGGAAUACAUCCAAUCAUAGUGGAUCUGUCAGUCCAGGAGAAGGAGCAGUAUGUGAACGUCGCCCGAUGGUUCGACCACAUUCAGCGCUGCCCCGGCGUCCGACACCACCUCCCCCCUCUCGUUGUGCUGAGGAACAGAAUCUACACCAGCAAACACCACUGAGACCCCCCCCCCCUCCCCCCUCCCAGCAUGAUACAUUACGAGCUGGUCUGUCUUUUGGACCAGACCUGGGCAAAAUAUCUAAAAGUGUUUUACAUCAUCAUCCCUAUCUGAGGACUUUCCCACAUCUGUAUCCAACGUAUUUUAUUUCACGAUUCCUGCCUUAAUGUCUUGUCCCGGUCGCAAACCUGUACACUUCCUGUUAGACUUUUUAAAUGGUGUUUAACCAGGAAGAGCUAACGCCGCCCUAACAGCCUGAGGUACUGAAACUCCUUUAAGGGAUUGCCUGCUAAUAAAAAUGAAAUUCACUUCAUUUUAAUUUUUUAUUAUAUUUUUUUUUCCAUUAACAUCUGACUUUAACAAUUAGUUGGAAGUGGAAGAAAGAAGGUUGUCUUAACCUCUCAAUAUUUUCCUUCCUGAUUAAAAUAUUUAUGGGACGUUUGGUGUCUUAACCUUGAAUCAGUGUGAGACAGCAACAUUGGUCUAAUUUCUUUUUUUUUAAAAUUAUUUUGUGGGACUUUUGGAAGUUGUUUACAAAGGGAAGGCUGUAUGGUUUUGAAGUGCUGCUAGCUUGUUUGAAAGGUGUUUCUAUUUAUAAAUGGUGAUUAUUUUUGUUUUGUUUAAUCUGAGCUAUGAACAUGUAAUAGAAUCAAGACUUAAUAAAAUGUCCUUAGGAAAAGCAGCGUCCUUCAUGCCAUAUCAAUGCAUUUACAGCAACAGUUUGUCUAAAUAAAAGUGGUUACUGGUUCAAAACCAUAACCCCAUAAUGUGCACAGUCA